UCCGCGCCGGCUCCGCAGCUUGCGCCCGCCGGCGGGUCCGGCGCCGGGCCAUGGCGCUGUUGCGGGACGUGUCGUUGCAGGAUCCGCGGGACCGCUUCGAGCUGCUGCAGCGUGUGGGGGCCGGGACCUAUGGCGACGUUUACAAGGCCCGUGACACCGUCACGUCCGAACUGGCCGCGGUGAAGAUCGUCAAGCUAGACCCAGGGGACGACAUCAGCUCUCUUCAGCAGGAAAUCACCAUCCUCCGUGAAUGCCGCCACCCCAAUGUUGUGGCCUACAUUGGCAGCUACCUCAGGAAUGACCGCUUGUGGAUAUGUAUGGAGUUCUGUGGAGGAGGGUCACUGCAGGAGAUUUACCACGCCACCGGGCCCCUGGAAGAACGGCAGAUUGCCUAUGUUUGCCGGGAGGCACUGAAGGGGCUCCACCACCUGCAUUCUCAGGGGAAAAUUCACCGAGACAUUAAGGGUGCCAAUCUUCUGCUCACUCUGCAGGGUGAUGUCAAGCUAGCGGACUUUGGAGUGUCAGGCGAGUUGACGGCAUCUGUGGCCAAGAGGCGGUCUUUCAUUGGCACUCCAUACUGGAUGGCACCAGAGGUUGCUGCUGUGGAACGCAAGGGUGGCUACAAUGAGCUGUGUGACGUCUGGGCCCUGGGCAUCACUGCCAUUGAGCUGGGCGAGCUGCAACCGCCGCUGUUCCACCUCCACCCCAUGAGGGCCUUGAUGCUCAUGUCGAAAAGCAGCUUCCAACCACCCAAGCUGAGAGACAAGACACGAUGGACCCAGACUUUCCACCACUUCCUCAAGCUAGCCCUAACCAAGAACCCCAAGAAGAGGCCUACAGCUGAGAAGCUUCUGCAGCACCCAUUCACAACCCAGCCACUCCCUCCAGCCCUCCUUACCCAGCUCCUCGACAAGGCCAGCGACCCCCACUUGGGAACCCUCUCCCCUGAAGACAGUGAACUGGAGACUCAUGAUAUGUUUCCAGACACCAUCCAUUCCCGGGGCCAUCAUGGUCCAGCUGAGAGGACCCCCUCCGAGAUCCAAUUUCACCAAGUGAAAUUUGGUGCUCCUCGCCGGAAAGAGACAGACCCUCUCAGUGAACCGUGGGAGGAGGAGUGGACGUUCCUGGGGAAAGAAGAACUGAGUAGGAGCUUGCUGCAGUCAGUCCAGGAGGCCCUGGAGGAAAGGAGCCUGACUAUCCGGCCAGCCAUAGAACUCCAGGAGCUGGACUCCCCAGAUGAUGCCAUUGGAACUAUCAAACGGGCCCCAUUUAUGGGACUGCCCCACACUGAGUCAACAUCUGAUGACAAUGCCCAGUCUUGCUCCCCAGGAACCCUGUCAGCACCUCCAGCUGGCCCUAGCAGCCCCCCACUGCUGCCAACUGCCUGGGCGACUCUGAAGCAACGGGAGGAUCGUGAGCGAUCAUCCUGCCAUGGUCUUCCUCCCACCCCCAAGGUGCACAUGGGUGCCUGCUUCUCCAAGGUCUUCAAUGGCUGCCCCCUGCAGAUCCAUGCUGCUGUCACUUGGGUUCACCCUGUGACUCGAGACCAGUUCCUGGUGGUAGGGGCUGAGGAAGGCAUCUACACCCUCAACCUGCAUGAACUGCAUGAGGAUACGCUGGAGAAGCUCAUCUCCCAUCGCUGCAUCUGGCUCUACUGUGUGAACAAUGUGUUGCUGUCACUCUCAGGGAAAUCCACACAUAUCUGGGCGCAUGACCUCCCAGGCCUGUUUGAGCAGCGGAGACUGCAGCACCAGGCACCCCUCUCCAUCCCUACCAACCGCAUCACUCAGCGCAUCAUCCCCAGACGCUUUGCCCUGUCCACCAAGAUUCCCGACACCAAAGGCUGCUUGCAAUGCCGUGUGGUCCGUAACCCCUAUACCGGCAGUACCUUCCUGCUGGCCGCCCUGCCUGCCAGCCUGCUUCUGCUGCAGUGGUAUGAGCCGCUGCAGAAAUUCCUGCUGCUGAAGAACUUUUCCAGCCCCUUGCCCAGCCCGGCAGGGAUGCUGGAGCCGCUGGUGCUCGACGGGAAGGAGCUGCCACAGGUGUGCGUGGGCGCUGAGGGGCCUGAGGGACCCGGCUGCAGAGUCCUGUUCCAUGUCUUGCCCCUGGAGGCUGGCCUGACUCCAGACAUCCUCAUCCCUCCUGAGGGAAUCCCAGGUUCUGCACAGCAGGUGAUCCAGGUGGACAGGGACACAGUGCUGGUCAGCUUUGAACGCUGUGUGAGGAUCGUUAACCUGCAGGGAGAGCCCACGGCUGCGCUUGCCCCUGAGCUAACCUUUGACUUCCCUAUUGAGACUGUGGUAUGUCUGCAGGAUAGCGUGCUGGCGUUCUGGAGUCAUGGCAUGCAGGGUCGAAGCCUUGACACCAACGAGGUGACCCAGGAGAUUACAGAUGAGACCAGGAUCUUCCGAGUGCUGGGGGCCCACAGGGACAUCAUCCUGGAAAGCAUUCCCACUGGCAACCCUGGGGCACACAGCAACCUCUACAUCCUCACAGGUCACCAGAGCAGCUACUGAGCUAUCCCCCUGAUGUCACCCAGGCCUCGGUUGCCACCUCCAGCCUCUGCUGGGGUCCCAGAGAGCAGACCUAGUUCUGAGAAGUGUUUGGGGGCAGAGAGGAGAGGUAGCCCACCCACUUCAGCAAUAACCCCGACCAGUGGGAGCUGUGAGCACCUACCCUCCCUGGAGAGUUGUCCCCAUACAGGAGACCCUGGGCAGGAUGGGCUGCCUGGCCGAUCCAUUCCACUUUCUCACUUUUCCUUCCCAUUCUUUCUGCCAAGAGCCUGUCCCAGGUUUUAUCCUGGGCAACAUGUAUUUAAGAGAGAAUUAUAUUGGUAUUAAAGCUGGUUGGUUUUAUCCCACUAGUCCCUCUGAGGUGAAGGAGUUGAGCCCUCACCUUCUGUCCCUUCUCUCCUUCCUCUUUCUCCCCCUCUUUCCUGCAGGACACUUUUCUGUAAGUACUUGGUUGGUCUCAGGCAUGCACCAUGGAAGGGCCAGUCCACUGGUGCUCUGUGGAGUCUAAGCUCAGGUGACAUAAGCCAUGGUCCCUGUUCCAGCAGCUCUCACUCAGUUGUGUAGAUUGAGUCCUCUGCUGUAAUCUGGCAUCUUAUGGACAUGUGCAGGGCAGCCAUGCACCAAAUAGGAUCUUGCCAGUGGUCUGUGGGAGGAUGCUGGAAACUAGCUACCAUGUUUAUAACAUUUCUGAGAUGUAUGCUCUGCCCCUGCCAUCUACUGCAGUAUCCGUGACAAGCAUGUAACAAUUCAGUGGGCAUCAGCUUAGACCGGGAAGAUGAUGUGGGUUCCUUUAGUGUUCAGUCACUCAUUCCAAGAUACAGCUCACCACCUAGGAAACUCAUUGGCACGCAUCUCCCUGUGGCUUUUGUAUUUGUCCUCUCUUAGUUUCCUUCCCUGUGGUCCCAGACACUGGCUGAAGAUCCGCUGAAGGAUGGCAGGGUACACAGAAAAGGCCUGGCCUAGGAGGGUUAAGGGAGCGUGUGGAGCAAAGGUCCAGCUCACUGUCACCCUCCUGACAUUUAGAACACAUGUUGGCAAAAGGUGCCUGGUAUGCUGGCUGCAAGUACUUGCCAGUCAGUGAAUCAAUGGGUGGGUGGGUGGGGGUGGGUAGGUGACAGUUCAUGUGUGGCUAUUGCGGCAGUUACUGUCCCUGUGACUACCCUCUUCCAAGCUCUGAUUGGUUUCCAGUGACCAAGAGGUUUGCUUGGCUAAAAUAGGAAGCCAGAGGAGGAAAAGGACACAGUAUUUGUCCUCAGUGAGACAGUCCCAGAGUCAGCUGAGGGGCCAGGGGAGACAGGGCUACAGAGUAAAUACCUAGCUUCCUAUCUCCCAGACUUCUGGGGUGUGGGGUGCCGGUGAUAGGUGUGAGAGGUGUUCACCACCCAGCUCACAACACUUGAUCCCAGGUGCCCUGGGCGAACUGGCCCUCAGACUUUAGAGCAGUAGGCUUCAGGCAGUGACACCUGGUGGCAGGAGUCCAUCUGAAAAGGUUUAGGGGUAUAGCAUGCCAAGGUGAGGGGCCUGUGAAAGGCAAGACCCACUGAUAAUGUUUGCUCCCAGCAAAGGUGGGUGCCACAAGCCAAUGAUGGGGCAAGCCAGGAAUAUGCACUGAAAGAUGUAAUUUUAUUUAUGUAUUUGUUUAUAGAUAGCCUUUUAAAAUACAAAAUAGAUUCUAGGUUAGGCUGUGGUGAAUGCCUAUGAACCCAGUACUCAGGAGGCAGAGGCAGGACCGUGUGAAUUGUAGUCCAGCCUGGUCCACAUAGUGAAUUCCAGGCCAGCCAAAGUUAUAUGUAGACAGGGCUGCGUCAAAAAUAAAUAAAACUUGCCUUCUCAUUUGUCCUUUAGUUCCUUCUAGAAGUAUUUAUGAUAUUUAAACAAUUCGACAUAUUUUUAUUCAUAUGGAAAUAUUCUAUAUAUCUUUUCGGCUUUUUGAAAAUACAUUCUGGAGAUCUUUACGUUAUCGACCUGGCAUUUUUUUGUAUAGCUAGUGCAGGGUUUUAUGCAUUUAGGUGACUAAUGUUAACAGAAAGAUCUUUAUUGAUGGAAUGUAUUUCUACUUUAAUAUCACAAACCACACUGCAAUAAAUAAUUCCUGUGUCAAAGCCA
Rattus rattus (black rat) is the source of this 4619-nucleotide messenger RNA. RefSeq names its product mitogen-activated protein kinase kinase kinase kinase 2 (gene Map4k2). The record is from RefSeq and is a predicted model, not a curated record. Lineage: Eukaryota; Metazoa; Chordata; Mammalia; Rodentia; Muridae. Gene Ontology annotation, molecular function: ATP binding; MAP kinase kinase kinase kinase activity. The transcript is spliced from 32 exons. Bases 51 to 2516 code for a protein of 821 amino acids. Gene Ontology annotation, biological process: protein phosphorylation.